AGAAUAAGAGUCGAGUCGAGCAGGACAUCUCAGAGCGCACAACAGGAGGCUCAUCUGACUGCACGAGGGCAAGUUUUGUUUCAGAUAAAACGUUUAAAACAAGUUUAGAUUAUUUUAAAUGAAAAAGAAUAUGAAUAGCUUGCAGUAAUCUCUGCUGCUGCUGUGAGGAAAGUUUCCCACGUGGUUUCUCAUCUUUGCGCAACAGGUUCCUCACAGAUUUAACAGACUCCGACCCAUGUAGGAGGAGGAAGCAUGUUGUCACCGUUUCGGCCCUUUGGCAUUGAGCUGGAGAUCAACUCAUGGGAUGUGGCGGAUGCAGAAUCAGGUUCAACUUGUGGAAGGUGCUCUCCAAAGCCUCUGUGUGCUUUACCAUGGUCCUGAUCUUCACCUACUUCUUCUACUGCCUCACGGGAUUCUGUGAUUCCACUCCAAGAGCUUUAUUCAAGCAGCAAGCCCCACACAGAGGUUAUGACAUAUCUGACGACCGCCGCCGCAUGCUGGAGGAUCUGCGACCGUCUCCGCGCUUUCCUUUGGACGCGCGCUCCGUGCGCAACGGCACCGCUGCUGCUCCGCGCGCACAGCAGGUGGACGCAGAGGGGCAGAGGAGCAAAAACGAGAGCACGCAGAGCAGCGGCAUACCUGUCUCCAACACUUUUGGGAGCAAACGGUUCCCGCAAGCGAUUAUAAUCGGCGUGAAGAAAGGAGGAACCCGCGCCCUGCUGGAGUUUCUCCGCAUCCACCCGGACGUGAGGGCGUUUGGCGCAGAGCCGCACUUCUUUGACCGUUUCUAUGACAAGGGACUGGAGUGGUACAGGAACUUGAUGCCUCGGACUCUGGACGGGCAGAUCACCAUGGAGAAGACCCCGAGCUACUUUGUCACAAAGGAGGCUCCCAGCCGCGUCUGCACGAUGAACUGCCAAACCAAACUGAUCGUGGUGGUGAGGGAUCCAGUAACGCGUGCCGUAUCGGACUACACCCAGACACUGUCCAAGAACCCGGGCCUUCCAUCCUUUCAGAGCCUCGCCUUGAAAAACGCCACCACAGGCCUGAUCGAUACCUCGUGGAGCGCCGUGCGCAUUGGCCUCUAUGCCAAACACUUGGAGAGCUGGCUCCAAUACUUUCCCCUGUCUCAGUUUCUCUUUGUUAGUGGGGAACGUUUAGUGUCCGACCCAGCAGGGGAGAUGGGCCGGGUCCAGGAUUUUUUGGGAUUAAAAAGGGUGAUUUCUGACAAACACUUCUACUUCAACCAGACUAAAGGAUUUCCCUGUUUGAAAAAGCCAGAGGGGAGCAGCAGACCUCGCUGCCUUGGAAAGUCCAAAGGCAGACCUCAUCCUGACAUCCACUCUGAGGUCCUGCAGAGACUUAGAGACUUCUACAGGCCUUUCAACCACCGCUUCUACCAACUGAGCGGACAGGACUUUGGCUGGGACUGACAGCAGGACUGUGCUAGCCCAGAUAUAAACAAAAAUCUUGUACUUUUUUUUUACACCAAAAGUGUUACGAUGUUUCUGAAACAGGGAAACACCCACUAAAACCAACCACUGAACCCUUUUACUCAAUCUUACAAAAAGCUGCAGAGAUCAACUCUGAAACAUUGAAAUAAUAAGCUGCAAGAUCUCCUUUUUCUGUCUACAAUAUAAAAAAUGUGCAUUUUUCAUUAGGAAAAGAAGGAACUUGCAGCCCAACACCUUCAACUUGUUAGCUAAAAAGCUAGUCGAUCACUAAAGAUGCUAACAUACUCAUCCUGCACAGUGUUUAUUAUAAACAACAAAAUACUUUUAUUUUGUUCAUUUACUUUCACCGUUUUAGCAUUCUCAGGGAAGAGAAGAAAUUCUGCCUGUGGAAUCUGACCUGCAGCGCUCCCAAACUGCGACAGUUUAAAGGGAAGAUGUGCACACAGUGCUGCUAAUAUGCAAACAGUAAGGAUUUAUGGAACUAUUUUCUUGUUUAUACAGCGUAUAAUGAAUGCAAUAUUUUACUGUCUCUGUUUUGUCUAAAAAUGAAACACCUAUUUAUGAUUUCCGUCACUAUAGAAUACAUUUAUAUUUUGUAUUUUAUAGGGGGAAAAAAAGCUAUUUAUUUCAUGACAAGCCAAUACAUAAACUGGUAUGCUGUUUAACUGGACUUUGGGGUUUAUGUAACGCUCCGCAAUGCUAGGAUAUGGUUUAUUUGGAGUUUUGAAGUUAAUUAUUUGGACAGUUUGGCUAUUUAGUGAAACCUCAUUUGAAAAGGGCAGAUUAAAGGCAUGCAUGCACAUUCAGUUACUGAUAUUUUUUCUUCAAAGCUAUAUUUUGAUUGUUUUAGACAGUGCCAAUUGUAUGAGCUCUUAGUCAUCCAUCAUAAACCAUUUGUAGAUGUUUAGAUCAAUGAUUAUACUGAUUUGUUCUUUUGAGCCAACACUAAACCCAUUGCUAUGUACAAAAGCAGAUCUGACUAACACUUUGUUUUGGGAAGUAAAGUUUUAUACAAA
Messenger RNA from Oryzias melastigma (Indian medaka), 2470 nucleotides. RefSeq names its product heparan sulfate glucosamine 3-O-sulfotransferase 6. The transcript has 2 exons. The record is from RefSeq and is a predicted model, not a curated record. NCBI's taxonomy places the organism in Eukaryota, Metazoa, Chordata, Actinopteri, Beloniformes, Adrianichthyidae. Gene Ontology annotation, molecular function: [heparan sulfate]-glucosamine 3-sulfotransferase activity. The coding region runs from base 300 to 1433 and encodes 377 amino acids.